GUGAGCAAAAGAAACCUGGUGAGGUGCUGGAUGCAUGAGGCUGUUGAGAGCUCCAUGUUGCUCAUGUCAGUGAGCCAUCCCAGCAGGACACACAGGGGCAGGAGGGCAGUUCCACUCAAAGCAGGUUCUCCCACCUUCAGAGGAACUUUUUGAUCAUUAAUUUCCUGAUUUGGCCCUGGGAACAUGGCCAGGGCAUCCAGCCCCAGCGGGACCAGCAGCUGCCACGGUGCAGGGCUGUGUGGAGGGGCCGUGCCAGGAUGCCAGUGGCAGGUACUGCUGGAGAAGGGACAGCAGCCCUGACCUCACUGUGCCACUUGCUGUUCUCCCCCACGUCAUGGUGCAACACUUCCUCUUCCCGUGGCUGUUGUUGCUCUUGCAACAACCCCUGCAGAGGCCCCCGAGCCCGGAAGCAUCACCUGCUCAGCGGCGCUUCCCCCAAGGAGGUGGCACGCAGGAUGCUGAACCAGAGGCGCACAAAGGUGGUGCUGGCCCUGUGCCUGCUGCUGGCCCUGUGGCAAUGUUUCCGAGCCCUCAUGGAUGACUUUGGCCCUGUCCCUUGGGCCCCCUCCCUCCUGCACACCCCUGGUGUCCCCUGCCCCACCAGAGCCAACAGCUCCGCGUGGUUCAAUGAGCGCUACGAGGCGGCCGCAGGGCCCCUGCUGACGGGGGCAGCCCAGGAGCUCUCUGCAGACGUGGUUCAGUGGUGGCUGACCCUGCAGGGUCCCAUGAAUGGUGUCCAGCUCCAGGCCAUAAUUCGGCAACUCUUCAGCGUCCUCCGAGCCCCGACGGGUGACGUGUUGGACCCCCCUCGCUGCAGGACUUGUGCGGUGGUGGGGAACUCAGGGCGGCUGAAGGGGUCCAGCCAUGGGCUGCUAAUUGAUGCUCAUGAUUGGGUGCUGAGGAUGAACAGAGCAAAGGUUGCUGGCUUUGAGCUGGAUGUUGGCACAAGAACAACCCAUCACUUCAUGUACCCAGAGAGUGCAGUGAACCUUGGGCCUGGCGUCCACCUCGUCCUUGUCCCCUUCAAGCCCCUGGACCUGCAGUGGGUGACCAGUGCCUUCUCCACUGGAGAGGUCACACGCACGUAUGUGAGAGUCAAACAGUUCAUCAAAGCUGACAGAAACAAGGUGCUGAUCCUGAGCCCAGCAUUCCUCAAGUACAUCCAUGACAAGUGGACGCAGCAUCACGGGCGCUACCCCUCCACCGGCUUCACGGCCCUGCUCUUUGCCCUGCACACCUGCCAGCAGGUCUCCGUGUUUGGCUUCGGAGCAGACAGUGAAGGGAACUGGCACCACUACUGGGAGGAAAACCACGGGGCCGGAGCCUUUCGCAGGACGAGGGUCCACGAUGCCGACGUUGAAUUCAGCAUUAUUGAGAGACUGGCAGAUGAAGGCAGGAUUUUAUUCUACAAAUGAGGCAUUUCCAAGACACUGAAGCCAGGCUGUUGGGACAGGAACAGGCAGCCCCUGUAUUGCCAGCAGCUGCAAUACUUGCUGCUCCACUCCACCCAACCUGGGCUCACAGACCCUGCAAUCCCCAGGGUCUUGGUGCUACUUGUGCUGGUCCCACCAGCUGGGCACUGUGGGUGCCAUUCUCCUGUGGCACCAAGGAUGUUGCGUUUAGCUGGACACAGAGUGGGCACGGCUCUGCCUGUGCUGGCUGGGAGGGAGGAAGGGGAGCUGGUGGUGCUGGAGGUGGGCACGGAGCCCAGGAGCUGCUGUGCCGGUGGCUGCGAUGCCGUUGGGUGCCAGGGUGGACAGCAGCCACUCCAGCGUGGCUGUCUGCAUGACAGAGCUGACACUUCCACCCACACACGGCUCCUGGGGGAGGUCUGUAGUUGUUCCUUAUACAGGGUGAGGGGGGCAUCUCCCCUUCCUGUCUUUUUAUAACUAAGGAAAUAAUUUUUACAUUGUAUCAAAGAAGAAGGGAAAAAAAUCAAACAUACUCACAGAGACAAUGGAAUCAAACACAGUUGAAGUGAUCUUACGUUGAAUAAACUUUGAAAACACAUGUGAAUCUGUUAUCUGCUUUACUUUUAUCUGUUAUCUUAACAUUUUAUCUGUUAUUUGUUUUACUUUUUGACCCCUUACAACUUUGAAAAGGGCACAGUUUCAGCCCCACCUGUGGAACAAGACUGCAGACUCUGGGGAGUGUCCCAAAGGAGGUUUCUCUCCUCCGGAGCAGGGUUAGCAGGAUGUCUUUUAUCACUUUCAAUCACAAACAUCCUUAAUCCAGCUUUACCACGGCUAUUAGUCACUCGGGCUUUCAGUCUAUUAAAAUCACCAAAACUCUUGUACUCAUAUCCUUCCAACUGAUAGCAGAAGCCUGUAUUAUUUACCUAUCAGUGUCAUUGAUUUUCUGCCUCUCCAGGUAGAAUCUCCAUUUCUGCAUCUUCAAUUUCUCUUCUCAACUCUUCCCAGUUUCCCUUUCUGAGUCUGAGUCUUGCACCUUCCCUUGAUUUUCUCUAGGUGCUCAGCAGUGCCCUGGGCAAUGCUCUCCAAUGCUUUUCUAAAGUUUACAAGCAAUUGGCUUUCUUAUCAAGGACAAGCCAGUAGCUGAUAACUGCUUCACUGGGGGUUAAACUCCUGCUGCAUUUUUUCCAUUCAUCUUCCUCCCUCCUGACUAUUCUUACAAACUUAGUUACAAAGCUGAGUGCUCUGGUAAGCCACUGAAGCUGUUCAGUUCACUUUUUGUUCCCAAUCAAACAUAUAGACACUGUGUUCCCUUCUUCACACUGCAGUAGUACUGUAUGAUCCCAACCCAAUGGAUUCAUUAAAUAUCCUUGUAAAAAAACUACAUUUAAAACAAACCUCUUUUUCAGUAUUGUAGCUUGGAGAUUAGUGAGUCUCCUUACACACACCUCAAAUUGCUUCUCUCCCUGGUUGACAAAACCAGUUUUUUAUACUCUCCAGUUUAUAGAUAAGUUCAAGUAAUUAAAAGAACCAACCAACCAAACCUACUUUCAAACGAAUUAUAAACCAGCUUUCUCUCUGCAGUAUCUGACCCUGUGCCUGUCAUGCUCUAUGUGCACUGCUGGAUCAAUUGCUUGGACUAAGAUUAGAGUCAAUACGAAAGCAAAUCCAGAGCUGAGAUUUAAGUGUAAGCAGUCUGGUUUACCUCAAAAUAAGGCAAGAACCCCCCCCAAAUUUUCCUCAUUAUUUUCAAAUUUCUCCCAAUGUAGUUGCACAUACCAAGCACUUUACUCACUUGUGUAGAUUAUUUAAAAGUAAAAAGCCCCAUUAUCAUCACGAUCUCUACCUAUUUUGCCACAAUGCAGGUGUGUCUGUUAAUUCUAAUUUCCAAUUCAGUACCAGGAUUAGUUCAAAUAAUUUAAUUAUUCCUCCAAAUGCUUUACCAAAACAAAGAGAGGAUGGACGUCAUUUCAAAAUAUACACCAAGAGGAAGUGAAAAAAACCAAUCCAAUUUAAAAAUCCAUUAAAAUUCCAAACACUUUUUUUUUUCCUGAAACAUGAACUUGCAUCUUUCAUAAAAAAAGCAAGUGGGAGCCCCCCAGUACAGAAAGCACAUCCCAAGUGCUUGGGCUCCCCACACAGCCAGACUGGGAUGGGAUUCAGCACUUUUUCACAGAGGUCUGGCACACAGCAGCAGCACACUCAGAAACAUUUGUAAGAAAAAUUAAAAAGCCCAGAUGGUGUUGCUAGAAAGCUUGUUUGAUGGCAGCUUCAAUCCAUUACAGGUCUCCCAACAAUAAAGUACAUUAUUCCUGGAGGCAAACAGAAUGCACCAUCUCCAGCAUCUCUGUCAGGAAGGGGGGCAGAACUGGAUGAACAUGGACUGACACAGAAGGGGUUUUACAGUAGGGUCUGUACAGCCAGAUACAAUGGCUAAUCUUUAGAGCAGCGAGGUUCAAGCCUUCCAUCCACAAAUUAAUGCCAAGGAAUGAGGGGACAGUAAUACAAGAGUGGUUGGUGCCAUCAGGAAGUUCCAAACCUUUUCUCCUGUGCACUCAGAAUAUCA
This is a messenger RNA of Pseudopipra pipra, 3978 nucleotides long. Its product is annotated as CMP-N-acetylneuraminate-beta-galactosamide-alpha-2,3-sialyltransferase 2-like. Gene Ontology annotation, molecular function: beta-galactoside (CMP) alpha-2,3-sialyltransferase activity. The record is from RefSeq and is a predicted model, not a curated record. The transcript is spliced from 7 exons. Gene Ontology annotation, cellular component: membrane. Gene Ontology annotation, biological process: sialylation. NCBI's taxonomy places the organism in Eukaryota, Metazoa, Chordata, Aves, Passeriformes, Pipridae. The coding region runs from base 258 to 1415 and encodes 385 amino acids.